AUGCAAACGCCACCCAUAAUGUGGUGGUGGAAUGUUUUGGUGGUUACUACCAUUGGGACAGUACAGGCGGCUUCCCGAGACCAAUGGCUCGGUCGGUCGGUCUACCAAGUGGUCACCGAUCGCUUUGCGCGAUCCGAUAACUCAACCACGGCUUCUUGUGAUGCAGGAUUGGGAGAUUAUUGUGGAGGGAGCUUCCAGGGCAUCAUCAAUCAGCUGGAUUAUAUUCAGGAACUUGGGUUCGAUGCAGUUUGGAUCUCUCCAGUGCAAAGCCAGGAGUCAACUCGCACGGCGGAUCUCGCAGCAUACCACGGGUAUUGGCCAAACGACCUGUAUUCCGUCAACUCCCAUUUUGGCACUUCCGAUGACCUCCAAGCAUUAUCCACAGCGUUGCACGCCCGUGACAUGUACUUGAUGCUGGACAUUGUCGUCGGUGACAUGGCCUGGGCUGGAAAUGCCUCUACUAUCGACUACAGCACGUUCAACCCAUUCAAUGAUCAGAAGUAUUUCCACGACUACAAGCUACUUUCUGAGGACCCCACAAAUGAAACCUGUGUCCUGGAUUGCUGGAUGGGAGACAACACCAUAUCGCUUCCAGAUCUGCGAAACGAGGAUCAGGAAGUCCAGGAGAUUCUGGGAACCUGGGUUUCGCAGUUGGUUUCGAACUACUCCAUUGAUGGCUUGCGAAUCGACAGUGUUUUGAAUAUCGCCCCCGCCUUCUUCUCCGAUUUCAGCAAGUCAGCCGGUGUUUUCACCAUGGGCGAAGGUGCCACGAGAGACGCAUCCGGUUACUGUUCUCUGCAGCCCAGUCUAAGCGCACUUUUGAAUUAUCCGUUGUAUUAUAUCCUCUCAGAGGGCUUUAACACUACCGAUGGAGACUUGAACAGGGUCAUACAGUCUAUCGACCACGUCAGGACACAUUGUGGGGACGUACUCCCCCUGGGAACUUUCACAUCGAAUCAGGACGUUCCUCGCUUUGGCUCGUAUACGUCUGACAUAUCGCUGGCUCGCAACAUUCUCACGAUCAGCAUGCUCGCUGACGGUAUUCCCAUCCUCUACUACGGGGAAGAACAACACCUGUCAGGUGCAUUCAACCCUGUCAAUCGGGAGGCCCUGUGGCUUACCAAAUACUCGAUGAACUCGACGUCCCUACCUUUGCUUGUCCAAUCAUUGAAUCGCAUUCGAUCAUAUGCGAGCGGCGACGGAGAAAAGUCCACACUCGCCCCGAAGUCAGGUAGCGACUAUCUAUCGUACCUCUCAUUGCCAAUCUACAACUCAACAAAUAUUUUGGCUAUGCGUAAAGGAUUUACCGGCAACCAGGUUGUGAGCGUCGUGUCCAAUCUGGGAGCUAAGCCAGCCACUAAAGCCACCACCAAAAUCACGCUUGGCUCUGAUGGCACAGGGUUUUCCUCUCGCCAAAACGUUACCGAGAUCUUGUCCUGCAAAACAUUCGUGACUGAUUCAAGCGGGAAUCUCAGUAUCGACCUCAGCUCGGAUGGAGGGCCUCGGGUGUACUAUCCUACUGAAAGCUUGAACCGAAGCACUAGCAUUUGUCCAAAUGAUACCCAAACAUCGACAGCCUCCUCUACAAAUCCAAAGUCUUCCACCGGCGCUAGUACUGCAUUAUUCGGUUUGUCGUGGGAGAUGAGCACAUUGAUACUCACGGCUACAUUGACCACGUCCUACGUUUUCAUCUAA
Molecule: messenger RNA, 1695 nt
Organism: Penicillium verrucosum
Lineage: Eukaryota; Fungi; Ascomycota; Eurotiomycetes; Eurotiales; Aspergillaceae
Product: alpha-amylase
Exons: 8
Coding region: 1-1695 (564 amino acids)
Biological process (GO): carbohydrate catabolic process
Molecular function (GO): alpha-amylase activity; calcium ion binding
Source: RefSeq, a predicted model, not a curated record